UAUUUCGUCGGAAGAGAUAGAAUGGCAGAUACUCGGAUGAUAUGAAUAAAGCACAGGGGGCCAAAGGCAAGGGAUUGAUUGUUAAUGGGUUAUUUUAUGUGUUUGCUUACUCGGAAUUAGCUGGCUACUAGCGACUCUUCAAGCCGCCACUCCGGUACUUCCCUUUCCUUAUUUCCCACCAUCUAACUUUCAUCAUUCUCAAUUCACCUCUUAUAUAUAUACAUGAUCCCAAUGUAUAUCUCUCACCCGCUUAAAUGGCCACCAUAACUGAAUCCACUGCUCUCUUUUCUCCUUCGUAUCUCCUCCCGGCGAUCACGUCAAGGCCGGGGGCUGUUUCCCUCUCCCUCCGCCACAGACCGGGUUUCCGGGGAUUGAAGGUUCAAUCGCCUCUGUAUUCCUCCCUUGCUCCAAAAGUCUCGCGUCUUCCAUCAACGCCCACCAUUGUCUCUCAAGCGCACGACACCACCGCUCUUGACAUUCCCACAGUUACCGAAGCAACAUGGCAAUCACUAGUCCUCAAAGCCGAUGGCCCUGUCCUGGUUGAGUUUUGGGCUCCUUGGUGCGGGCCAUGCCGCAUGAUCCAUCCAGUUGUGGGUGAACUAGCACAGGAGUAUGCUGGGAAACUUAACUGCUUUAGGUUAAGCACAGACAAUAGUCCUUCAAUUGCAACUCAAUAUGGAAUUCGGAGCGUCCCAACCCUGAUGAUUUUCAACAAGGGUGAGAAACAGGACACGGUAAUUGGUGCAGUACCUAAAACCAUAUUGACUGCAAGCAUUGAGAAACAUCUGUAAAGUUGUGUAUGCAAAGCCUUGCAAAAUUUAUGUACUUAUAAAUGAGUAUUCUUCACAUGUUCUCUGUUGUGUGGUUAUUAUUAAUAUUAUUAUUUGUUUUGAGAAGGCUCUGUUGUUUGGUUAUAAAUGCAUUAUGAAGUUUCUUGUAUCUUGUCUUCUAUUCUAUAUGACACUCAUAUCAUCUUCAAUAAUAUAGCCUUGAUGAGAAUUUCUUGGCCCUGG
Fragaria vesca subsp. vesca is the source of this 1013-nucleotide messenger RNA. RefSeq names its product thioredoxin M-type, chloroplastic-like. The record is from RefSeq and is a predicted model, not a curated record. Gene Ontology annotation, molecular function: oxidoreductase activity, acting on a sulfur group of donors, disulfide as acceptor; protein-disulfide reductase activity. The coding region runs from base 255 to 791 and encodes 178 amino acids. Gene Ontology annotation, cellular component: cytoplasm. NCBI's taxonomy places the organism in Eukaryota, Viridiplantae, Streptophyta, Magnoliopsida, Rosales, Rosaceae. The transcript has 2 exons.